Messenger RNA from Danio rerio (zebrafish), 3302 nucleotides. Lineage: Eukaryota; Metazoa; Chordata; Actinopteri; Cypriniformes; Danionidae. The record is from RefSeq and is a predicted model, not a curated record.
AUAAUUUGGAUUAAUAAUUUAAUUUGGAGAAAAACAAAUGAAAUAAGCUCAUAAAAAGAGCAGGUUCUGUUGUGGGGUGUGCACUACCUACCAUAGAAGAGAUUGCACAGGAUCCAAUGCUGGACAAAUUUGUUAGUAUAAUGAACCACGAUAGUCAUCCCCUUUUUGAUACAGUCCAAGCGUGUGCAAGCUCUUUUAGUACAAGAUUAAUUUAACCCCGGUGCUACAGAGAAAGAUACAGGAAGUCUUUUUUACCAACAGUGAUCAGAUUGUAUAACCAAAGUCAUAGCAGAUGAAUUGUGCUGAACCUGAAUUAGAUAUUAGAUAUGGACAAGUGUUUACUCGUUGUUUUUGGAACCAAGGUGUGCAGUAUGAAAUGUAAUCUUAUUAUUGUUCCUAUAUGCAUGUAACUUAUUUAUCUAUUUUUAGUAUGGAGAGCUCUGCUGUGACAUGUGAAUUUCCCUCCGGGGAUUUAUAAAGUCAAAACUAAACUAAUCAAAAUUGUUUUAUUUAACAGCUGUAGUAGCUUAGUUUAGUUGCUUUGAAGACACUGACAGCUAGUCAUGGAUGGAGCCUGAUUGAGACACAGACAGAGGUUUAGUGUUGAUUUCUUCUUGUUUGUGUUGAUUCUUCUCCUCUUAAACAGACAGAGAAACUCCUGCUGAAGCGACUGAGCUCCACUAUUAUAAAGAUGGCCUUUAUUAAAGAGGAGACUGAAGACCUGAAGAUUGAGCAAGUGUUCACAUUGAAAAGAGAAGAUCACGAGGAGCAAACAGAUCUGACACUUUUAAAAGAGGAGAUUCAAGAGCUGAAUGAUGUCAAGGAAGAGGAAGACCCGAAGGCUCAAAACACACCACAGAAACAUUUCAAACGCCACUAUUGUGGAAGAGGUUUCACUGAAAAGCGAAACCUUACAGUUCACUCAAGAGUUCACACUGGAGAGACGCGCUUCUCCUGCAAAAAGUGUGGGGAAAGCUUCAAUAAGAAAGACCUAUUCGAAAAGCACAAGGAAAUCCAUUUGGCUGUUAUUUGCCGUCAUUGUGGACGGCAGUUUACACAAAAAUACAUUAAAACCCACAUGAGAAUUCACACCGGGGAGAGACCUUUCAGAUGUGGUCAAUGCGGAAAGAGUUUCGCUCAGAGGAGCACUCUUGACACACACGUGAUAACCCACACUGGAGAGAGACCGUACGCUUGCUCUCACUGCGGAAACGGCUUUACCACGAAGGCAUCACUAGAUUGCCACAUGAGGAUUCACACCGGAGAGAAGCCUUUCACCUGCGAACAGUGUGGAAAGAGCUUUAGCGAAAAGGGAAGCCUAACAAUCCACAUGAGAUUUCACACUGGAGAGAGACCUUUCGUUUGCUAUCAGUGUGGAAAGGGCUUCGUUAUUAAAGGAAACCUCGACAGGCACAUGAUCGUUCACAGUGGAGAGAAACCGUACUCCUGCCCUCAGUGUGGAAAGGGUUUUAAACAUAAAGCAAGGAUAGGUGUCCACAUGAUGAUUCACAGCGGAGAGAAGCCUUUCGCAUGUGAUCAGUGUGGAAAGAGCUUCAGCACCAAAGUACAUCUUGAAUCUCACAAGAGGGUUCAUUUGAAAGACAACCGUGUAAAGUGCCAUCAGUGUGGGAUGAGUUUCCCAGACGGCAGUCAGCUUAAAGAUCAUGUCCAAACUCACAUCGGACAGAAACCUUUUAUGUGCCCUGAGUGUGGAAGAUCUUGCUCGAAAAAGCCGAGCCUCAAGAUUCACAUGAGGAGUCACGCCGCAGAGAAGCCUUUCACCUGCAAACAGUGCGGGAAGAGUUAUUGUGUUAGAGGGGUGCUUAACGUCCACAUGAGGAUUCACACUGGGGAGAAACCUUACACUUGCAAACAGUGCGGGAAGAGUUUCUUAUAUCAGUCAGACCUGAAACGUCAUUCGAAAACUCAUUCUGGACAGGAAGAUUAAAGCUGUGGUCACACUAGAGCAGUGGUAGGCAAACUCUGUCCUGGAGGGCCGGUGUCCUGCAGAUUUUAGCUCAUGCUAGCAGCGUUGUUGAGGUAAGUUGGUUUCUAGAAAGCCUAGUAAGAGCUUGAUUAGCUAGCCCAGGUGUGUCUGAUUAGGGUUGGAACUGAACUUUGCAGGACACCGGCCCUACAGGACCAAGUUUGGACAUGCCUGCACUAGAGCAAGGGUUCUCAAUCUAGGUCCUGCAGAUUUUAGCUCUAAUCUUAAUCUGACACACCUGGACUGGAUAAUUAAGCUCUUACUAGGCUUUCUAGAAACAUCCUUGCAGGUGUGUCGAGGCAAGUUGGAGCUAAAAUCUGCAGGACACCGGCCCUCCAGGACCGAAUUUGGACCGCCCUGGCCUAGGUCAUAUGAUGACUUCAGUGCAAUGGUCUUAAACUCAAUUCCAGUAGCUCUGCACAGUUUAGCUUCAACCACCCCCAACUCAAACCUGCAUAAUAGUCUCUAGUAGUCUUGAGAACCUUGAUUAUUUGAAUUAGCUGUGUCUGAUUAGGGUUGGAGCAAAACUGUGCAGAGCUGCGGCCGUCCAGGAAUUGAGUUUGAGACCAUUGCCUUGGUGUCCUUUCUCUUCAGAGUUUGCUGUUGCUUUUUCUGUAUGCCAAAUGAUUUUUUUCCUUAAUCUUUUCCCGCCCAUCGAAGAGGCACCGGACCUUUAAGACCGAGUUUGAGAACCCCUGCACUAGAGUUUGAGAGUGCUUGAUCCUGUGGGCCAGCCUGAACACCUGCCAGUGCCCUGCUCACACCUGCAGCUUCUCCACGAUGAACGUCCAGUGUUUUUUAGCCUCUGAUGCCUGGACUGCAGCUCUACACAAAAAGUUUGGCCAGAGGAGAUGUGGUCAUACCCAACUGUUCCUUCACUUUAGUCAAUUGGUGAAGUUCUGUUCCUCCACUGCCACCACUGGCUUGCUUGGUUUAAGACUUGUUGAUCUGCGGAUUGGAUUUGCUCUUCAGUGUUUGGACUUUCAGCAGUGAAAUUUAAACCACACUUGUCGAAACUUGUCGCACAAGCUUGUGUUUCAGGUCUGACACAUUCGUGUUCGUAUAAAUGGAAGUCUGUUGGGUGAAAAGUGCAGUGUGGCCACGGCUCAAGGGUCCGUAUAUCCUGAACCAAUGCAAGGACCAAAAUGUCAUUUGUGUAUCUCACAGGUGUGACAGUUUAGCUUUAACUUCAAUCACCCGUCACACUUCCGUAGGAACUGUGGGACACGCUACAUAAAGAUUAAGUCACUGACGUUACAUUACAGUGUUCAUGUUGAUGGAAUUGAAAUAUUAAAUGCAAAAAUCUUGAAAAGAA